UGUAAAACACAAAAACAAUGUAUCCGUUCUAUAUAGGACCACAAUGGAGAAAUACUUUCUUACUUGCCACUGGGGGUUGAACGAUUGGCCCCGUUGGCGAGAGGCCUGAGAGGCAGAUCGCUGGUUCCACAACAAAACGAGCCUUCUCCUUGUUCCUGAACGUGUAAACGCUUGACCCGCCGCUUUUUUGAAAAGCCGCGGUCCUAACACCGAGCCCAGUCAAGUUAAGCGCUGAGAGCAACAACUUGCUCGUUUGCUGGUUGCGUGCAACUCAUAUGGUGUUAGAGGCAACCUAUACAACCUGGGACUUUGUCCGCUGGUCCACCCUGCUCCUCGCUUCGGGAUGGUAUGGUGCCUUUUGGGGAAUUAGCAUGUUGGGAUGGUCCGUCGCUCGGGCUGUAUAUACUCGCCGCCCACGUUCGCCGUUGGCUUCAGCACGCCCAGACACUCCUGUGCCUGGCGUGUCGAUCAUUCGUCCUCUCAGAGGGCUAGACCCAAACUUGUAUGAAAAUUUGGAGUCCUCCCUUAGGCAGGAGUACCCCAACUUCGAGGUUAUCUUCGCCGUGCAAGACCCGGAUGACCAAGCGUUGAAAGUCGUGAGAGACCUCAUUGCCAACUAUCCAUCAGUGCCUACUCAGAUAAUUGUCGGUAAUGAGGUCGUUGGCAGCAACCCCAAAGUUAACAAUCUUGUGCGGUCGUUCCAACAAGCUCGCCACAAUAUAAUUUGGAUUCUAGACUCAAACGUAUGCACUGAGUCCGGGACACUCACGCGUUCAGUGGACGCAUUGACGCGGCCAUCUCCCCGCUCAGGGUCGCUUCCUACCACCGUUCAGCCCACGCGCCGUUCGCGCGUCGGCGUUGUCCACCACGUUCCCUUCGCAAUGACCUAUGGCGCCUCUCAAUCACUUGGCUCGCGUAUAGAGGAAGCUUUCUUGAACACUACUCAUGCGAAAAUGUACAUUGCCAUCAACUACCUCGCCAUCGAGUCUUGCGUCAUGGGUAAAUCCAACAUGUAUCGCCGCUCGGACAUUGAACGCCUCACUGCAUUACCUUCAUCUCGCGGUCAAUAUAAGAGACAGAGAAUUACCGACACGGGCGAGCCAGAACCGCCGAUUUACCCACCAGAGAUCAUCACCGGCCUUCCCGCAUUUGGUGAGUUUCUCGCGGAAGACAACAUGAUCGCGGCCUCGAUGAUGCAUGAACUGGGUUUAUCGCACGGUAUGAGCUGUGAUGUUGCUAUUAAUGCCCUCGGGCCGAUGUCAGUUUAUGACUACAUUGAGCGAAGAGUUCGUUGGAUUCGCGUUCGAAAACACAUGGUCCUGACCGCCACGCUCCUCGAACCGUUCACCGAAUGCCUAGCCUUGCUGUUCAUUGGGUGGUACGUCAUCUCCGUCAGUGGUAUUGUACCGUUCUGGGCCUUCGCGUUGGUCCACAUUGGCGGGUGGCUGGCAUUGGAUUUGGGCGUUUACGCUGCUGUUGCUGGACAUCCUUUACCGGCAUCAAAGCGAUUUGCGUUCUUAUUUGCCUGGCUGCUCAGGGAAUUGAUGGCGUUUCCUAUAUGGCUGUACGGUGUGCUUGGGAGUGAUGUGGUUUGGCGUGGGCAAACCUACACAGUUCGACGAAAUGGGAAAGUGCGCAGACGGGAACAGGAUUCUGCAAAGUAUCUGCCUGGUAGGACAUUGCUUGGGGUUGUUUUUCCCUAGUACUUGUACUCUCUUCGAUUCUGUGAUGAUGGGAACAAUAUUGCUGUGAUGUCCAGGAAAAUUGAAUUGUGACCC
Molecule: messenger RNA, 1778 nt
Organism: Cantharellus anzutake
Lineage: Eukaryota; Fungi; Basidiomycota; Agaricomycetes; Cantharellales; Hydnaceae
Product: glycosyltransferase family 21 protein
Exons: 3
Coding region: 276-1703 (475 amino acids)
Biological process (GO): glucosylceramide biosynthetic process
Cellular component (GO): membrane
Molecular function (GO): ceramide glucosyltransferase activity
Source: RefSeq, a predicted model, not a curated record